Molecule: messenger RNA, 1473 nt
Organism: Fonsecaea multimorphosa CBS 102226
Lineage: Eukaryota; Fungi; Ascomycota; Eurotiomycetes; Chaetothyriales; Herpotrichiellaceae
Exons: 2
Coding region: 1-1473 (490 amino acids)
Biological process (GO): positive regulation of transcription by RNA polymerase II
Cellular component (GO): nucleus
Molecular function (GO): transcription cis-regulatory region binding; DNA-binding transcription factor activity
Source: RefSeq, a predicted model, not a curated record
AUGUCGGCUCCUCUUGGGACGGGCGUCGAUAUCGAGCAAUCUCGUCAGGGUGGUCACAUGGAGAACCAGACAUUCGCUGGCGUGGUCUCUUUAAGCUCUCCUCGCCCAGAACAAGAACAACCAUCCAGGCUCACUCACGAUACUGCUGCACCAGAGUGGCAACGAGGAUCUGAUGAGAUUAUCCAGAGUCUGUCAUCUCAGAUACACUCUAGAUCCCACACAAUGUCUGCAUCUCUUAUGCCUUUGGUCGGGGCCGCAUCGAUGAGUCCUCACUCACUUUUGCUGCUGCAGCAUUAUUUGGAAGAAACAUCCACGUUUCUGGUGGCGAAGCCUGCCCGCUUCAACCCAUAUGUCACUCUUGUCGUGCCUCUGGCCUAUUCUGAUGGCCUUCUCAUGCAUGCCGUGUUGGCAUUAAGUGGAACCCAACUAAGCUUCAAAAAAGCACAAGAUUACCAUAUACACCUCGUCACACGACGGCAUUACUCUGAGGCCCUUCGAACACUGGGCAUCCUCGUCGCUGACCAAUCAGCAUGUGAGGAUCUUGAUAGAGCUUUGCGCAUCGCUCUGGUCUCACUGAUUCUUUGCUAUGUCGAGGCAAUAUCAGGCGAAUCUGGUGGUGGGGGUAUCUUUCCACACCUCCGUGCCUGUCGCGAAAUGAUUCUCACACUCCUCCAACAGGAGCACGAGACUUUUCCGAACGAAGACACGAGAUUGAUAAAAGGAUUCGUCGUUGAGGUUUACUCGUUUUUGGUCUUUUCCAACAGCAUAGUGCCCUGCGGAUCCGGUGAUGCAGCCCGCACGGUGCCUUAUGAUUCAUUCCUGGAUUCUUUGCAAUUCCUACAAGAAUACCAAACGUUUGGGGUCCUUGUCGGCUGUGCACCCGCAUUGUUUGAGCUCAUUCCUCCAGUCACGAGGUUGGCCAUGGAUCGACUUCGCGAGGAAGAAGAGGACAUCCAAGAUGCAGCUGCCGCUCUUUGCGACAAGCCUGACCAGCAGUCCAGGUACGACGAGCUUGUCAAAAUUCUGGAACAAUGGCGGCCACCGCCUGUCGCUUCCGAGAUGGCCGAGUGGACCCUAGAGCAUACUUGGAUAGGGGAGAUCUACCGGCAGGCGCUGCUUAUCUUUGUCAGAGCCGCGGUAUGCGGCUCGGUGGUCGACAAUCCCAAGGUCAUUGCCGCCAUUCAGCGCCACAUCGACGUCGUGAUGCCUUUACUUCUCCCCGUCGCCGACUCGCCCUUCGGAACCCUCCUUCUCUGGCCCGUCAUGGUCAUAGGGUCUUGCCUCGUCGCCGAAAGUCAACGCCAAUUCUUUCUCAACAGACUGUACAAUGAGACCAAGGUGGUGGUCGCUCAAGUCAUCGAAGCGGGGAGGCUGUUGGAACUGGUCUGGAACGACGACGAUAAGCGUGCCUACGGGCCCUUUGGUCUGCACCUCGUUAUGAAGAAGCACAAAAUCAACUUUGGCGUUUCGUGA